Molecule: messenger RNA, 764 nt
Organism: Salvelinus sp. IW2-2015
Lineage: Eukaryota; Metazoa; Chordata; Actinopteri; Salmoniformes; Salmonidae
Gene: vkorc1
Product: vitamin K epoxide reductase complex, subunit 1
Biological process (GO): blood coagulation; peptidyl-glutamic acid carboxylation; vitamin K metabolic process
Molecular function (GO): vitamin-K-epoxide reductase (warfarin-sensitive) activity
Source: RefSeq, a predicted model, not a curated record
CACACUGUCGUUCACGACAUACCGACUCUCUGGCUGGCGACCAGCCGGGAUUGAAAAGGUUGUCCGUAGUAGGCUAUAAUAACUUAAUUGAAAGCCAAUAGAACAUGGCAUCGAAUAGUUACAGUGAAGUUCCCAAAUGGGAGAGAAAAACACGUUUGUGUCUUUGUAUCUUCGGUUUGUUUUUGUCAUUCUAUGCUCUGCACGUUGAAAUUUCGCGAGAGAGGGACCCUGAGUAUCGGGCGAUGUGCGACCUGGGAGAUUCUGUGAGCUGCUCUAAAGUUUUCACCUCAAGAUGGGGACGUGGUUUUGGGCUUGUACAGUUCUUCUUUGCUAAAGACAGUGUACUGAAUCAACCCAACAGUCUGUUGGGGAUCAUUUUCUACACAUUGCAACUGGCUCUGGGUCAGUCUGUGUCCAGUAGGGCAGCGUUCCUCCUGGUCUUGGCCUCCUGGGUGUCCAUGGCUGGAUCGCUGUACCUAGCCGGAGUACUUGCCUUCAUUCUGGGAGAUUUCUGCGUGGUCUGCGUCUCAACCUAUGUGGUUAACUUUUUGCUGCUCUUCACCAAUCUGAAGAGGAGGACGGGACUGGAAGCAGUCAAGAAAAAGACUGGCUGAGAGACUCUUUGUGUGCAUCUCAAUAGUCUAAGUAGUUUUUUCCCCCUUGCCUUCCAUCCUACUGCACUGAUAAUAUACAGCGCAUUCGGAAAGUAUUCAGACCCCUUGACUUUUUCCACAUUUUGUUACGUUACAGACUUAUUCUAAAAU